GGGCGGGAGCAUCUUGCGCUCGCGCGCCGCGUCCCUUCCUCCCGAGCCUUUUGUGUUUGAAACUCUCAUAUCUCAACAUAUCAAUAAUUCAAGCGCGCGCGAGAGAGAGCAGACGGAGCUCCCCCCCGCGCGCUAUGAGUUCUGCUGCCUCGUCACUCGUCCAGGGCCCCUCCGCACCGCGCGCGACUCCCGCUUAUUGUGUUUCCAAGUGACAGAAAAGCUGCUGAGAAGUGAGAAAAGAGGAAAAGAACAGGUGAAAACUGGCGACUCGACCGGAGAUACGGGGGCAAUAAACUGGUUUUCAAGAAAAAAAGGAGAGAAGCCUAAAAAUAAACCGUCUGGUUCCCCUUCCGCGAAGGAGAAACUGUUCGCAGUAGGCUAAUUAAAUCCAAGAAAAACGGAGUGGCAGAGUUGUAAAACAGGUUCAUCUGGGGCACGACGGGAAACUCUUCCGACCUUACUUUUCUGGGGAAUAGACCCGCGGGUUAAGGUGUGAAGACGACCGAAGAAGUUCAUCGUUCUGGUCCGGUAUGUUGGCGUUUUGCCUGCUGAGUGCCGUGUGGCUCGCGGCGAGCCCGGCCCGCGCUCAGAACGAGACGGAACCAAUCGUCCUGGAGGGGAAGUGCCUCGUGGUGUGCGACUCCAACCCGACCGCGGACCCCACAGGCACGGCGCUCGGGAUCUCGGUGCGCUCGGGCAGCGCCAAGGUGGCGUUCUCCGCAGUCCGGAACACCAACCAUGAACCCUCCGAGAUGAGCAACCGGACCAUGGUCAUCUACUUCGACCGGGUUCUAGUAAACGUUGGGAGGAAUUUUGACGAGGAAAGAAGUAAUUUCAUCGCGCCGCGCAAAGGGAUUUACAGUUUUAACUUCCACGUAGUGAAAGUCUACAACCGCCAAACUAUACAGGUGAGCCUGAUGCACAACGGCUGGCCGGUGAUUUCAGCGUUUGCUGGCGACCAGGAUGUGACGCGUGAGGCGGCCAGUAAUGGGGUUCUGAUCCAGAUGGAGAAGGGAGACCGGGCCUACCUCAAACUGGAGAGAGGAAACCUAAUGGGAGGAUGGAAAUACUCCACCUUCUCCGGCUUCCUGGUGUUCCCCAUGUAGAGGAAGAGCGAGAGGAAGAGGAGGAGCAGGGGGUGGAAACAAGGAGGAGGAGCUGGUGGAGGAUGGAAAGUGUGAUGAUGACGACAGGGGAAAAGGCAGUCGGAGGAAGAAGAGGGGUGUGGGAAAGAGAAAAGGACACGGAUAAGAUGGUGGAAAAGAAGAAAAAGCAGAGGAAACGUAACAACGGACUCUGUUCGGGAUGCUGCAGAGGGAGGAGGGAAGAGGAAGGAUGGGGAUGUUAGAGAGGUGUAUGAGCAUGACAUAGAACGAUUAUACAAUGGUAAAAUGAGAGAAGAAAUAUGAAGCUGGUACAUGAAAGUGUAUGGCCAGCUUCUUCACUUCCCUUCCUCCUUUCACCCAUCCUUUCAUCCACCCUUUCCUCCCUCUGUUUUCUCUGUGGCUUGACUGCAGCUUUGGACAGCCAAAACUUUUUUUAUUCUCAGCUGAAAGACGCAAUUGAUCAUUUAUAUGUUCCAGAGUGUUCUAAAGCCCGAGUGUAAAGCCCCCUUUCCCUCCUCCACAUUCAUUCAUUCAUGACCUCUAUUAACAUAAGCUUUGAAGAAUGUUUCUUGAAGAACUGCUCCCCUCCCAUUUACUGUGGCUUUAUUUGUAGUUUUUUUCCCAUGCUUGACAUCAACUGCACUGAUUUUGGAUCAGCCUCUAUCCCAAAGCCAAACCAGAAUUUUUAUAGGGGAAAUACUCAACUCUGAUCACAAAAUCAGGUGCUUGGGACACAUUUGCAUUCCCUGUAAAGCUGUGUUUUAUAGUUCUCAUAAUAAUUAGCUUUUAGGAAAACUCUGAUACCAAGACAGUUUGUUAUUGUCCGGUGUUGAAGUCCUCCACCACACAACCCAUGUGCGGUACAAAAAGUACAACCCAGCCUCACUCCCAACUCGUCAAAUUCCAGUCAGUGGCCUGUUGGCAUCAGACACCGACCCACAGAGGCACCCUUGAGCAUGAAGACUAUGAGACGCCCCAGGUGGCAUAAUUUUCUGAUGCUCUGGGCAACUGCCAUAGUAUAAAGUAGGAGAGAGUCAGCGCAGGGCAGGUGGGAGUGGAUGGGUCAAACAAACUUGGGACUUUCAGUCAGGAGCCAGCUAACUUUGUCCCACGUGAAACAAAAAGUCAGAUUUAGGGGCACAUGUUAAAUGGUCCUGCAAUGCAAUUAUUCACAUUUUAACUGUAUUGUAAACUAUAUGUAGUUUAUAUUAACAUUUGACUGUUUUAAUUAUUUAAGUAUUUAGCAUGACAGAUACUUGUGGUCCGUGGGAUGUGAGGAUUCUUAAAAUAACAACUGUACAGAUGUGAAGCCUCGACUAUAUCUGACAGAUCUUUGAUUAAACCUGUUGUUUUGGGUUUUUUUCCUCUGAAAAUAUUAAUAGUCAGACACAUUUAUUUAGCCUCUGUAGUUAAGGCAACAGCAAACUGAUAUGAUGCUGAUUUACAUGAGAAUUCAUGUAAAAUGGAGGUUGAACCAUGAACAUAAAUUAAAGAGCGCCUGUAAAGCAUUUUAAUAAAUUAAUCCAUCAUAAUUAAAACAACUGGGGGCUAAGAACAAACUGAUAUAGGAUACUGAUAAUAUUUUAAUGACUGUAAUGUGUGUAAGUAAUGCCCAAUUUAUUGAGUUAUAGUCGUGUCCUUAUUUACAAACAUUUCUGUUUUUGAACAUGUGUAGCCUGUUAUAUAGAGAUAUAUUAAUACAUUUUUGUUCAGUCACAAAAAAGUCUAUACAUGGGAUUUAUUUCUUGUUAUCUUCAGGAACAGAUGAGUAGGCACUAUUCAUCAACUUAUAUGACAUGAAUAUGACAGCAGCGUUAGUUCAACGUUUCCAUGGCAACGAGUACAACAGUCUGCGAAGGUUGUCUAUCAGCCGCUUGCAGCCUCUGUUCACGCAGACUUUACGUGAUGACAGUAAAUACGUCACACUAUGUACAGCUGAAGUCUGUGAGGGCUCAGUCUGCAAGUCCAGAGGGUGGAUAUUUAGAUUCAGCCUCCGACUUGACCGCAGCUUGUUGUCACCGCCUCCUACUACAGCUGCCUGCUCUUGUCCACUUUCCAGGUGAUGCGCAGUUCAUCUCUAAAGGGCCCACUGAUAAGUGUAGAUGAUGCGAUCAUUGCGGUUAACUAAUCACUCACUCUGGACUUUCCUCCUCUCACUCACAUUAGCCUACACUGGCAGACUCCUUGUUUGACAACAUAACAAAAAAAAAGAAAAAAAAAAAAAGAGAGUAGUUAUAAACUUUACUUGCACUGACUCUCCAGCUUUUUUUUUUACCUACAUUAUAAGUUUAUUUUGAAAAAGACUGUAUGCAUUAAUCUAGCAGCUACUCCUACUGCAAAACUGAUGCAGGAGGAGUACCUAGUUGGUCAUAUUUUGGUGUGACGUGCCACUGAUCAGGCUUCAGUAUUUGAUGAGCUGGGAGUAAGAAUGCGUUGAAAUGUAGCGCUCUCUACUAUACUCCAGGCAGCAGUUAUGCUUCUGUACAAAGUGUAAUCACUAAAACAAACGAGUAGUAUAGAAACUAAAGGAGACAGGAGGAGACAGAGUUGGUAUCUGCCAUCUAGAACACUGAUACUCAACUUGUAGCUUGUGGGCCAGAUCUGGUCUGCAAUAGGAUUCCGACUGGCCCACCUACCAUUUUCUUAUUCACAAUGAAAAUAAACUGAUCAUUUUUUGUACUUUGAAUGUAAAUAAUGUACUAGAGUACAUGAAAAAAGCAUCAAAGUAGAGCUUGUUUAUCAAAAAGUGACUGGGGUGGUUGCCCUGGACCCCCCAACAGAGGUUUCUGCUAAGCCCCAAAUGUCCUGAAAUCCUAGAGGCACCCCUUCAUACACCUGACCUGCACAAGGCUGCUUCCACUGGAUUUGCCUCUCGGCAAGGAUGAGUGAGGACAUCAAAAGUUGAGAGACUGGAGACAGGCAAUUCAUUUAUUAUAUAUAUAUAUAUAUAUAUAUAUAUAUAUACACACUGAUAAACAUUAUUAAUGUUUGUUUCUUAGCUGCCUUUGGGCAUCUGUGAUUUUGCAAAAGUGUCCCCUGCGCAAAGCAAGUUGAGUAUCCCUGAUUAAUAUGCUGCAAGCACAAUCUUUCCAAAAACAUUACAGAAAAAUGCAAUUUUACAUUUCUCUACUGAAAAUGUAUGGAGCAAAAGUAUGACGUAUAUGUACAGGUUACAAUAACAGGAAUUUCAGGUAAACUGUUAAAUGUAGACGUAAUAAAACCCCUAUCUCCAGCCGUGUACGCAAUACUUAACUCUCUUGUGACUAUACCACGUGAACCUAAGUUUGGUAACAAUACAAGUCACACUGAAAGUAUUGCUGUACCUUGCUCCUUCAGUGUUUUUGUCAUCUCUCUGGUAGCUACGCAAAUAUUCGAACCACCCCCCCCAUCCUGUCCCACCAUCCUCUGUCCACACCUUCAUCUCCCCCUCCCUCAGGCUGUUUCUCUCCCUCUAUCACCGCUGCUGUUUCUCAGAUUUGUAGGCCUCCCUCUCUAGGAUCCUCUUCUCUCUUCAACUAUGCUGUUUACCCACAAGUGCAGAUUUCUCUCUCUUCUUUUUUGUAUACUUCUGUUAUCCCCUCACUCACCUCUCUCUCUUCCUUCCCUCAAUGCUCCAUCUCCCUCUCCUUCCUCAUGUCUGUACUUUAUCUGCUGCUGUACUCGUUUGCCUCCCAGCACGGAUCCUUCCUUGCUUUUCUUCAAUGUUGGACUUUGGACACUGAAACCAACUUACAACCACGAACUCUAUAAUAUAUAUAUACAUAUAUAUGUAUAUGUACAUACAUAUAUACAUAUAUAUAAAUUUACACAGUAUAUAUACAAAUGGAUAUAUAAAUAUAUCGAAAUCUAAGCCACCAUUUCUAUUCUACUGGUAUUAUGAUGAUAAUAAUGAUAAUACUAAUACUGAAAACUGAAUCUGGUUGAUGACUAUAAUAUCUGUAUUUCCGUACUUCAGUGUUAUAUAAAAGAAAAAAAUAUUCUAAGAGAAACUUACUAGUGAUUGUGUGUGGAAAUCUGAGGCUGCCGUUCUGCUCUUCUGAUUAAAAACAUGCUUCUUGUUUUUGUUUUGGGUCAAACCAAGUUGUGGCGAAAAAGCUGAGACUACUACUUAUAUAAAAAACC
Epinephelus fuscoguttatus (brown-marbled grouper) is the source of this 5228-nucleotide messenger RNA. It is a transcript of the gene cbln1, whose product is annotated as cerebellin 1 precursor. Lineage: Eukaryota; Metazoa; Chordata; Actinopteri; Perciformes; Serranidae. The coding region runs from base 531 to 1106 and encodes 191 amino acids. Gene Ontology annotation, molecular function: protein binding. The transcript is spliced from 3 exons. The record is from RefSeq and is a predicted model, not a curated record. Gene Ontology annotation, cellular component: glutamatergic synapse; synaptic cleft.